Messenger RNA from Monopterus albus (swamp eel), 3248 nucleotides. RefSeq names its product hydroxysteroid (17-beta) dehydrogenase 4 (gene hsd17b4). Lineage: Eukaryota; Metazoa; Chordata; Actinopteri; Synbranchiformes; Synbranchidae. The record is from RefSeq and is a predicted model, not a curated record. The transcript has 25 exons. Bases 108 to 2312 code for a protein of 734 amino acids. Gene Ontology annotation, molecular function: oxidoreductase activity.
GAAAUUACGGAAGUGUAGAAGUUGGCUCAGCUGAGUUGGCCUGUCUCAGAUAACCUGCGGUGGUUCUGUAACAUUUUUGGUCAGAAACAGAGUAAUAUCUCGCAGGAAUGUCUUUGUCAUUCGAGGGGAGAGUCGUGCUAGUUACUGGGGCAGGAGGAGGCCUGGGCAGAGAAUAUGCACUGGCUUUUGCUGAAAGAGGCGCCUCAGUUGUAGUGAAUGACCUUGGGGGAGACACUAAAGGGGGCGGAAAGAAUUCUGCAGCUGCUGAUAAGGUGGUGGAGGAGAUAAGAGCGAAGGGAGGCAAGGCCGUGGCAAACUACGAUUCUGUAGAAGAGGGAGAGAAACUUAUCCAGACAGCGCUGGAUGCAUUUGGAAGAAUAGAUAUUGUGGUAAACAAUGCUGGGAUACUUCGUGACCAGUCGUUUGCCAGAAUGAGUGAUUUGGACUGGGACCUGAUUCACAGAAUUCACUUGAAAGGCUCCUUCUUGGUGACCCGAGCUGCCUGGACCCACAUGAAAAAUCAAAAGUUUGGCAGAAUCAUUAUGACGACUUCAGCUGCAGGCAUCUAUGGUAACUUUGGCCAGACCAACUACAGUGCUGCCAAGCUGGGCAUGCUGGGAAUGGCAAACACCUUGGCCGUUGAGGGCCACAAGUACAACGUCCACUGCAACAGUAUUGCUCCUCUUGCUGGGUCACGCCUUACAGAGUCCGUCAUGCCCCCAGACCUUGUGGCAUCUCUGAAGCCUGAGUAUGUUGCUCCCCUGGUCCUGUGGCUCUGUCAUGAUCAAUGCCAAGAAAACGGAGGACUGUUUGAGGUCGGUGCAGGCUGGAUUGGUAAAUUGCGCUGGGAGCGUUCUCAGGGCCACAUUGUGAGACAGAAAAACCAACCCAUGACUCCUGAGGCUGUCAGGGACCACUGGGACAAAAUCUGUGAUUUUACAGAUGCCACCAAGCCUACGACUAUACGAGAAGCCGCGCAGUCAGUUGUGAGUGUGCUGUUUCAAGUGGAGUCGGAGGGAGAAGUCAGUUCAAAUCCAACAGCUGUUGCAGCCUUGGCUUCAGGGAUCAAUCCUAAUGAGGCCGUGGGACAAAAGCUGCCAGCGAGCACGUUCAGCUUCAACAACACCCAGUGUAUCCUCUAUGCACUGGGGGUCGGCAUGUCCACCAGAGACCCCGACCAUCUCAGGUUCCUGUAUGAGGGCCAUCCAGACUUCAGCUGCCUCCCUACCUUCGGGGUCAUUCCCUCCCAGGCAGCCAUGUUGGAGGGUGGGCUGAACUCAGUCCCUGGACUCAACAUGGAUUUGACACGGGUGCUGCAUGGAGAGCACUAUCUGGAGCUUUACAGACCUUUACCAACCUCAGGUAAACUCACCUCUGAGACCACCAUAGCAGAUGUGCUGGACAAAGGAUCCGGAGCAGUCGUCCUCCUGGAUGUGAACACCUACAACGGCGCCGAGCUGGUGUGUUACAACCAGUUUUCAGUGUUUGUGGUCGGAGCCGGGGGGUUCGGAGGGAGGAGAGCCUCAGAGAAAGCCAAACCUCCUCUUUCUCCACCUCGUCGGGCACCAGAUGCUGUGGUGAUUGAUUCUACCACAAGAGACCAAGCGGCUUUGUACCGUCUGAGUGGAGACUGGAACCCUCUUCACGUAGACCCCAGCUUUGCUGCUAUGGCAGGCUUCGAGGCUCCCAUCCUGCAUGGUUUGUGCUCAUUUGGCUUCGCUGCAAGACAUGUCCUCAAGCAGUUUGCAGACAACGACCCCUCCAGAUUCAAGGCAAUCAAGGUUCGCUUUGUGAAGCCAGUGAUGCCGGGUCAGUCACUACAGACUGAGAUGUGGAAGGAAGGCAACAGGAUUCACCUCCAGUGCAAAGUGAAGGAGACCGAUACACUUGUGCUGUCAGGGGCCUAUGUGGAUUUACAUGUCACAUCAAAUGCUUCUCCAGAAAAUCUCAGUCAGGGAGGCGGCCUUCAGAGCGAGCUGGUGUUUGCAGAGAUCGGGCGUCGUAUUAAAGACUUGGGCUCAGAGUUGGUGAAGAAGGUCAACGCUGUGUUCGGCUGGGAGAUCACCAAAGAUGGCAAGAAUGCUGCACAAUGGACCAUUGAUCUGAAGAACGGCAGUGGCUCCUUGCAUAAAGGCCCUUUCAGCGGGAAGGUGGAUGUGACCCUCACAUUGUCAGAUGAAGACUUCAUGGAGGUGGUGCAGGGGAAACUCAACCCUCAGAAGGCGUUUUACUCUGGCAAGCUGAAGGUUAGAGGGAACAUCAUGCUGAGUCAGAAGCUUGAGGUCAUCCUGAAGGACUACGCCAAGCUGUGAGCCCUUGAGCCAACCAAUCAUAUGACUUUAGAAAGUAACCAACCUACCAACUCUCCGUCUGUCGACUUUCUUGUCCUAAUUCAUAUGGCUGUACUUAGAGUACAGGACUCCUUGAUCAAAUAGGAAAUUUCCUUCACUGAAUGAAAUGGAAAGGAGAAAGAGGAUAAAUGAGAUUUAAAAAAAUUUUUUUUGCGAGUAACUGGCAACAGGAGAGGCAGUGAUUCACCAUCUUAUUUCAGGUUGGAGUAUUUGUGCACUUAACACACCAGCCUUUAAAGAUCCAAAUGGUAAAUUCAUUAACCAUUAGUCUUCACAAAUUUAAUUAAAAUGCUAAAUAAAAACCCCUCAAUUUUAACACUAAUUGGUUAUUGUCCUCUUGCAUUAGCAGAAACAAGCAUUUUACUACAGUUAAUCUAAAUUCUGCCUAAUGUUCAGUAAAUGUUUGGAUGAAGUGUUAAUCUAAACGCGUUUGUCUCAGACUGGCUAAAGUCAGUGGUCUGUUUCAUUAUGACAUCUAAUUGCUCUUCAAUGUAACUGCUACUGUAAUCACAACUAGAACAUGGAUCGGGCUGCAUAUUUCUGUCUGUACCCGACCCAUGCCCGAGUGUGGUGUCCGAACCAGACAAGCUUAUAGUGUAAAUGUCUGACCCCGACAGUUGUUUAAUAAAGACAUUCAUUAAACAGACAUUUGAGUGCUCCAGCUGUCUAGCUUAAAGUUUGACCUACAUGUCCGAACUCGACCCAAACUUAAACGUAAUUUCUAAAUUUGUCCAAACCUGGUCCCAACCCUUGCGUAUCGACUGCUCUCGUUGGGCUCGGUAUCCACACUCUAAUCACAACAUAAUCUGUGAGAUGUAGUUUGCUAGUUUUAUAAUGUCAUUGCAAUUGUAAUGAAAUUCAGUGGUUGCUCUGAAAAUAAAGCAAUUCCGACUAAAA